AUGUGGGCAAGAGGUUAUUUUGAGCUUUUAGAUUCUGAUCUUAGAGAUGAAUCGGAUUCUAUUCCAGUUUUAGUUCAGUGUCAAAACGUUGGUGAUUUUUAUGUGGAUGAUCGAAGGCUCUUUGGUGAUGUGUAUGGAUACAAGAAUUCAUGGCAUGUUCUAUAUCUUCAUCCUGGCAUGCACGUUAUUAACGUUCGUCUAGUGAAUGAAAUUCGGAUUUUUGGUGGGAAAAUUCCUCCAGAUAUUCGGUUCCAAUGUUUUAUAAAAAAAUUGGAAUUGCAACAAAUUGGUGCGAUGGUGUUGGACCACACUAUAAUUGUUCCUGAUUUGGUAGACGGUUUUUUGGCUGGAAAAUUUGCCAGCGUUGCAAUCUUGAAUACUCAAGAAAAAUCUUGGAUCACUGUUUCCAAUGUCAAUGUUAUAAAUAGCAAUGUUAACGUAAGCACACCGGCUGCCGCAUAUACUAAAAUUCAGAGCUAUGUACCAUAUUAUUGGAAUAGUGAAUCUCAUUUAGACCCUAUCCUUAAAGGAAUCCUUGAAUCAUCAAUUGCUGAAUAUAAUAACGAUUUGUAUACUACAAAUUUGGUUGGCAUUCCAAUAUUAGCAAGAGUUGGCUCAGAUGAUGAUAACGUUCCACCUCUACAUUCACGUAUGCUUGUCCGUCUUGUUAACGAACAUUCUGGCAAUCCACAAGCCAUCAAGCUUUCUGAAAUACCUGGCAAAGGACAUUGGUUUGAUAAAGUUAUGAGUGAUGAUGUGAUGCAAGAAUUCUUGGAUGAACAUUUGAAGAUUAAUCAUUUAAAUCAAAGUGAUUCAUGUCCAAAGGAAUUUAUUAUAAUCUUAUUGAAUCCCGCAAGUUUUGGUAGUAAAUGUGGAAUUCAG
Racocetra fulgida is the source of this 882-nucleotide messenger RNA. The record is from the annotation of a GenBank genome assembly. Lineage: Eukaryota; Fungi; Glomeromycota; Glomeromycetes; Diversisporales; Gigasporaceae.